Molecule: messenger RNA, 804 nt
Organism: Peronospora matthiolae
Lineage: Eukaryota; Oomycota; Peronosporomycetes; Peronosporales; Peronosporaceae
Source: the annotation of a GenBank genome assembly
AUGGAUUUCUUCUUCGGGUUACCUAAGGACGCACGCGAGAAUACGGGUAUUCUCGUAUUUGUUGACAGAUUCAGCAAAAUGGUACACCUUGUGGCUGUACCAGAGACAAUCACGGCGAGUGGCUGUGCUUGUGUCUUUAUUGACACCAUCUUCCGACUUCAUGGGUUGCCCCGUGAACUCGUAUCAGACAGAGAUCCACGAUUCACUGCUGAUUUCUGGCGUUCCGUGCUCAAAUCACUCGGAACGCGCUUGAAGAUGUCAACAUCUGAUCAUCCAGAGUCAGAUGGUCAGACGGAGCGUGCCAAUCGUGUCCUCGAAGAGAUACUUCGAGGAUACGUACACUCCUUUAAAAGUUGGAGUGAGUUUUUGCCAAUGGUAGAGUUUGCCAUCAACAACUCGGUGCAUGCGUCCACGACGCAUACACCGUUUUACGUGAAUGGAUUGCGCCAUCCGCGUGUACCCACCUUACUAGAGUGUAACUCUGGUUUAAGGGGGGGAGGGACUCGCGCGAGCAAACACCGAUUUGGUUCACGCUCAUCACGCUCUGACGAAGAAGUCAUUGCGUUUGAUGCCGAUAUCGAUAACAUCGAUAUCGAAGAAGAUGAUGCCAGUGAGAGUGCGGAAGCCCUCACUGAAGACAAUGAUCCCAGUGAGAGUGCGGAAGCCCUCACUGAAGAAAAGGUUGUUGUCGCUGCAGUGCGCUCACAGCACACUGAAGCUAACGAGUCAUCAGAUGAGUUCAUACUGGCUCGUGAAACGGUAGUCCGUUUUGUGCAAGACUCCAUCGCCGAAGCGGUGACUUAG